Messenger RNA from Pyrenophora tritici-repentis Pt-1C-BFP, 1312 nucleotides. Its product is annotated as Epimerase multi-domain protein. NCBI's taxonomy places the organism in Eukaryota, Fungi, Ascomycota, Dothideomycetes, Pleosporales, Pleosporaceae. Gene Ontology annotation, molecular function: protein-containing complex binding. The record is from RefSeq and is a predicted model, not a curated record. Gene Ontology annotation, cellular component: mitochondrion.
ACAAGAAGCCCUAUACGACAUCCCAGUAGCCAUUGAACGCCGCAACUAUGCUGCCACUCCGCUGCGCUCGGUCGCCAGUGGCGCUGUCGGCUCAAUUGCCCUUGAAGCGCGUAGCUCCCUUCUCCACCUCAGUUUGCCGGCAACUACUCAACUCGGACGUCAGGAUAACCAGGACUGGAAAGCCCAUUCUGACUGUUUCCGGUGGACGUUCCUCGCUCGGAGGAUACACGGCAACCGUCUUCGGAGCCACUGGAUUCUUGGGACGUUAUAUCGUGAACCGACUGGCUCGAUCAGGAUGCACAGUCAUUAUCCCUUUCCGCGAGGAGAUGGCGAAGCGCCAUCUUAAGGUCGCUGGAGAUUUGGGCAGAGUCGUUUUCAUGGAAAUGGACCUUCGAAACACCCAGUCCAUUGAAGAAAGCGUACGACACUCUGACAUUGUCUACAACCUCAUUGGUCGCGACUACCCCACCAAGAACUUUGAUUUGGAGGAUGUACAUGUUUCUGGAACUGAGCGCAUCGUGGACGCUGUUGCAAAGUAUGAUAUCGACCGAUUCGUUCAGGUUUCAUCCCAUAGUGCACACCCGGAAUCGGAAUCGGAAUUCUACCGCACCAAGGCUAGGGGCGAGAUUGUUGCCCGAUCCAUCUACCCGGAGACGACUAUUGUUCGACCUGCGCCCAUGUUCGGAUUUGAAGACCGUUUCCUGCACAGGCUUGCCUCCCCAUCCAACAUCAUCACCGCCAACAACCUGCAGGAGCGUUCCCGACCUGUUCACGUCAUCGAUGUCGGCAUGGCCCUUGAACGCAUGCUCCACGAUGAUACGACUGCGGCCCAGACAUACGAACUUUACGGCCCCACCGAGUACUCCAUGGCCGAGGUUAGGGAGCUUGUAGAGAAGGAGACCAUGCACCCAAAACGCCACAUUAACAUCCCCAAGCGUAUCUUGAAGCCUCUUGCACACUACGCUAACAAGCUUCUGUGGUGGCCCAUCACCUCGGCUGAUGAGGUAGAGCGGGAGUUUAUUAACCAAAUCAUCGACAAGAACGCCAAGACGUUCAAGGAUUUGGACAUUGAGCCGGUCGAGUUGAAGGCAAUGACAUUUGACUACCUCAAGGGGUACCGAAGUUCGAGUUACUACGACUUGCCGCCCAUGAGCGAGAAGGAGAAGAGAGAGGAGAAGAAGUAUCUGCAUGUUAUCGAUGAUCAAUAGAGAAUUGUUUCCUGGAUCAAGGAAAGAAGAAUCGAGUUUUGUAAAUAUCCGGGCUCAUUGAAUGGACUGGAGCGGUCUGUAGAAUCAAAGACGUUUCCUUUGUG